This is a messenger RNA of Exaiptasia diaphana, 444 nucleotides long. RefSeq lists its product as uncharacterized. The transcript is spliced from 3 exons. The annotation marks the transcript as partial. NCBI's taxonomy places the organism in Eukaryota, Metazoa, Cnidaria, Anthozoa, Actiniaria, Aiptasiidae. The record is from RefSeq and is a predicted model, not a curated record.
UUAAAUCAGUCGAGUAUUUUUUUGUACUGCUGACAGCCAUGAAGCUCUUGCUGACUUUUCUCGUGAUCUUUGGUCUCGUUGCCUACAUCGGAGCUGCUCCAGUUGAAGACGAACCUGAAGCUCCCGAGCUAUCUGAAGCCGAUGCCCCAGAAAAAGAUGAUUCCACAGAAAAACAAGAUGCUCCAAAUCCACAAGAAACUGUUGCAAAACGUGUUGCUUUGAGAAAGGACAUCUUGAGUGCUUUCAGUUGUCGAUACUUGAAAAUCAAGGGUUUCUUGACCAAAGACAUAAAGUUGAAAAACCUUUGCCUCACGACUUUCCAUUGCAAUGACGUUCUUUCAAAACAAUGCUGCAAAAUCGUCAAGGGRAGAAACGAUUGUGGAAAAGACAACAAACUUAGUCUGACKUACUGUCGUUUUACUUGCAACAAAUGUGGAGCCGGAG